AUGCUUUUCGACGCACCGGCUAUGCCGCAGCAGAAUGGAAGUAAAGAGGCGAAGGAGCGAGGGAGCUUCGGAAAAAUCUAUACAUACAAGCGGAGUCCCCGAGCGCUAGGAAUCCAAGCGGUCGCGACAUCUAUUGGGCUGGAGCUGGAGCAAGUCGAGCUGCAGCCGGCAAACGGUGUCCCGGACUACUACUGGAGCUUGAACCCGCUGGGAAAGACACCGACGUUUGUCGGCGCGGAUGGACUGGUGUUGACGGAGUGUAUGGCGAUUGCCCUGCACGUGACCAACGAAGACUCGACGACCACCCUCCUGGGAAGCACCUCCCUCGACUUUGUCCAGAUCAUCCGCUGGAUCUCCUUCACCAACACGGAUGUUGUCAACCGCAUGGCAGCCUGGGUCCGACCAUUGAUUGGCUAUACGCCCUAUAGCAAGGAGAAGGUGCUCAAGGCGCAGCGUGAGACUACGCAAGCCAUCCGCGUCUUCGAGGAUAAUCUGCGGGACCGUAAAUAUCUCGUGGGCGAUCGCCUGACGCUGGCGGAUAUCAUGUGUGCUAGCUUGCUCUCGUUUGGGUUUGCACAGAUCUUUGAUAGGGAGUGGAGGGAGGACUUUCCCUACUUUUCGGGCUGGUACAUGAUGGUCAUGCAUUUGCCCAUUAUGAAGGCGGUUGUCGAUGAGGUGCCGUUUGUCGAGGUGGGCUUGCCGAAUGCGCCGCCAACGGAGCCUUUCAAGGCGCCUUAG
Messenger RNA from Aspergillus fischeri NRRL 181, 738 nucleotides. RefSeq names its product glutathione S-transferase family protein. Gene Ontology annotation, cellular component: cytoplasm; nucleus. NCBI's taxonomy places the organism in Eukaryota, Fungi, Ascomycota, Eurotiomycetes, Eurotiales, Aspergillaceae. The coding region runs from base 1 to 738 and encodes 245 amino acids. The transcript is spliced from 3 exons. The record is from RefSeq and is a predicted model, not a curated record.